This is a messenger RNA of Myotis brandtii (Brandt's bat), 846 nucleotides long. It is a transcript of the gene ADGRB1, whose product is annotated as adhesion G protein-coupled receptor B1. Gene Ontology annotation, biological process: negative regulation of angiogenesis. NCBI's taxonomy places the organism in Eukaryota, Metazoa, Chordata, Mammalia, Chiroptera, Vespertilionidae. The coding region runs from base 241 to 846 and encodes 201 amino acids. The transcript is spliced from 8 exons. Gene Ontology annotation, cellular component: membrane. The record is from RefSeq and is a predicted model, not a curated record.
GCGCUGAGCGCCCUGCCUGCCCCCUCCCCCGCGGCAGAGCCCCACGAGAUCUGUGACGAGGACAGCUUUGGCACCGUGAUCUGGAAGGAGACCCCGGCGGGAGAGGCGGCCGCAGUCCGGUGCCCCCGGAACGCCACGGGCCUCAUCCUGCGACGCUGUGAGCUGGACGAGGAGGGCGUCGCCUACUGGGAGCCCCCCACCUACACCCGCUGCGUCUCCAUCGACUACCGGAACAUCCAGAUGAUGACCCGGGAGCACCUGGCGAAGGCGCAGCGAGGGCUGCCCGGGGAGGGCGUGUCCGAGGUCAUCCAGACGCUGGUGGAGAUCUCCCAGGACGGGGCCAGCUACAGCGGGGACCUGCUCUCCGCCAUCGACGUCCUGAGGAACAUGACGGAGAUCUUCCGCAGGGCGUACUACAGCCCCACGCCCGGCGACGUGCAGAACUUCGUCCAGAUCAUCAGCAACCUGCUGGCGGAGGAGAACCGGGACAAGUGGGAGGAGGCGCAGCUGAUGGGCCCCAACGCCAGGGAGCUGUUCCGGCUGGUGGAGGACUUUGUGGACGUCAUCGGCUUCCGCAUGAAGGACUUGCGGGACGCGUACCAGGUGACAGACAACCUGGAGGCCGACGACUCGUCCGUGUUUGUGGUGGGCACCGUGCUCUACCGGAACCUGGGCAGCUUCCUGGCCCUUCAGAGGAACACGACCGUCCUGAACUCCAAGGUCAUUUCGGUGACGGUGAAGCCGCCCCCGCGCUCCCUGCUCACCCCCCUGGAGAUCGAGUUUGCCCACAUGUACAACGGCACCACCAACCAGACCUGCAUCCUGUGGGACGAGACGGACGUGUAA